ACCGUACCGCGUGUCGCGUGUGGUGAAAGUACUUUUGUUUAGCAAGCGGCAUUUUUCAUUUCUUUUUUUAAUUAUGGAUUCGCCAUCAGACGUCCCUUCCGCUGCCGAAAGAUUUCCGAGUCGACAAAUCAACGGUUGCCGAUUGUACGGGCCAAAUGAAGCGUUCAAAGCUUUCUCCCCUCGUCACGGGUCCGAAUUAUUCCUAGCAAGAAUACCAACUGAAUUUUCACACCGGGAACUCUUGAGAAUCUGUGAAGAAGCGGGUGUAGUUUUUGAGUUACGGGUAAUGGUGGACUUUUUGAACGUCAAUAAGGGUUACGGCUUUGUAAAAUACCUAACCCCGGAUAGUGCGGUUAGAGCCAUCAAAGCCCUCAACGGCUACAGACUCAUCCAAGAUGGGAAGUACCUUGGGCAUCUCGUGGCCACUAGCUCUUCAGAUCACAGGACCCUGAUGUUGACAGGAUGUUCUGCCACCGUCACAACAGAGGAUGUGGAACUGGUUUUCCGGAAGCUUGACAAUGAGCUGGUGUCAGUCACUAAAGAUUUUGAGAGAGGGAUGACAUCGCCAGUGUUUUACUUGACCUUUUCUUCUCAUCGAAGUGCCGCUAUAGCCAAGAAAUGUACCAUUGAACAACUUGCCCCUUCUUGUUGGGGCCACUGGGUCCGGUUGAACUGGCAGCCUAACGAGGAAGUCGCAAAGCGCGUCCAGUACAAGCUUUUGAGGAAAGAGUUACGAGGAAUGAACUUUCGCCAAUCGCAGGGGGUAUUGCAACAAGUUCCAACCAACGCGAUUGCCUACGGAGUGGGUAACAUGCAACUGCAAGCAGGUUUUUCACCUCUUGGUGCCACAAACUUUUCUACCCCAAGCCAACUCGUCGGAAACAUCCAGAACAUUUGGUGUGAAGGUGCUGCAGGGCCAUCACACCAGCAAGACUUGGCGGCAGCGGCAGGGCCAUCUUCCUGCCAUUCAAACGUACUUCUGCAAGUACCAGGAGUUCCAGAUGAAAAUUCACUGCCUGCACAAUCUACCCCUUCACCUUCUGGGUACGGAAGACCAAUCCGUGGUAGGAUGGACGACCCCACACCAAACAAAUGCAACUCAUUGAGAUUUUGAAAGUUCCUGCUUCUUCUAUUGAACUACGUUUUUAUACAUAUAUUUUUAUUCAAUAUAUUUUAUUUUGAGUUUCC
Molecule: messenger RNA, 1188 nt
Organism: Macrosteles quadrilineatus (aster leafhopper)
Lineage: Eukaryota; Metazoa; Arthropoda; Insecta; Hemiptera; Cicadellidae
Product: RNA-binding protein 47-like
Exons: 7
Coding region: 74-1114 (346 amino acids)
Cellular component (GO): nucleus
Molecular function (GO): mRNA binding
Source: RefSeq, a predicted model, not a curated record